This is a messenger RNA of Ipomoea triloba (trilobed morning glory), 666 nucleotides long. RefSeq lists its product as uncharacterized. The coding region runs from base 1 to 666 and encodes 221 amino acids. Gene Ontology annotation, molecular function: nucleic acid binding. Lineage: Eukaryota; Viridiplantae; Streptophyta; Magnoliopsida; Solanales; Convolvulaceae. The transcript has a single exon. The record is from RefSeq and is a predicted model, not a curated record. Gene Ontology annotation, biological process: DNA integration.
AUGAGAGAAGUCCAUGAAGGAGUGUGCUCCGCUCAUCAAGGAGCAUACACUAUAGCUCGACGCAUCAUGCUGCAAGGUUUCUUCUGGCCAAAGAUGUUGAAGGAUUGCGCAGAAUACGCCAAGCGAUGCCCUAAGUGUCAAGAAUUCCAGACAUUGCCAAGACGACCCGCAACCAACUACACUCCGGUGAGCACAGCAAUUCCAUUCUCAAGAUGGGGAAUAGAUUUGGUAGGAGUCCUACCCACGGGCUCAGGAAGCCGGAAGUACAUUAUCGUGGCCAUUGACUACUUCACCAAAUGGGUGGAAGCUGAACCUCUGGCUAGUAUCACAGCAGCCAGGUGUAAAAAGUUUGUAGAGAAGAACAUACUAUGCCGCUUCGGCAUCCCCAUCCAAGUAAUCACUGACAACGAACGUCAAUUCGAAGGUAGAGAGUUUUCAGACUUUUUGACGGAAUGGGGCAUCAAGCACAGCCGGGUGGCGGUAUCAUACCCACAGGCGAAUGGUCAAGUAGAGAAUGCCAAUAGAACCAUCCNCUACCCCCGCCAUUGCUUGCAAAACCAGAGGCGGGUGAAACCUUACUCUUAUACCUGGGUAUAUCACAGGGUGCGAUCAGCUCCGUGUUGGUCAAAGAGGAAGGAGGGACUCAGCGUCCCAUUUACUAUGUGA